CUCCCCGUUAGUCUGGCUUGGUAGUCCUUAUCGCCCCUUGGAUCAGUGCACAGCCGACUCUAGUAUAUAUGGUCUGACAGAGUAUUACUUUCAUAACCGAUCAUCUUAUCCUAAUCGAGCUGCGGCGACCAGCGAGGCGCCAUGUCGAUGUCUAAGGGAUCCAAGUUGCUACAGUACAUCAACUACCGCAUGCGCGUCACAGUCUCCGAUGGCCGCGAGCUUGUCGGGAAAUUCAUGGCGUUCGAUCGCCACAUGAACCUCGUCCUCGGGGAGUGCGAGGAGUUCCGCAAGCUGCCGCCCAAGAAAGGCUCCAAGGCGCCGGAAGACCGCGAGGAGCGCCGCACAUUAGGGCUGCUGAUUCUCCGCGGGGAGGAGGUCAUUUGUCUCACCGUCGAAGGGCCGCCGCCUCAGGAUGAAAACCGCGGGAGAGCCGCUGGCGCAGCUGCGGGGGGCCCUGGAGUCGGCCGCGCAGCAGGGCGGGGGGUUCCGACUGUUCCGCUCGGUCAAGCGCAGCCCGGAUUGGCGGGGCCCGCGCGCGGAGUCGGUGGACCAGCGCCGUCGCUGAUGCAGCCGCGCCCGCAAGUGGCGGCUCCGCCGAUCUCGUACCAACCGCCCGGCGGCGCUGCUGGCGCUGCGCCUGGGCGCCCGCCUCCCGUCUCCUUCCCCCCGCCUGCUGGGUUCCCCGGGGGUGGGCCUCCGCGGCCGGGCAUGCCCCCUCCGCCCGGCCCAGGCGGAAUGCGCCCACCAGGCAUGGGGCCGCCCCCGUCCAUGUACCCCCAGGGUCCCCCGCGCCCGGGCAUGCCUCCCCUCCCGCAGGUUAUGGACCUCCCCCCGGUGGCCCGCCUCCGCAAUUCCCCCCGCGUGGGCCUCCGCCAGGCGGUGCGCCACCCAUGCAGUAUGGGCGGGGAAUGCCCCCGCCAGGGGGGAUGCCUCCGCCAGGGAUGAUGGGUCCGCCAAGGCCGGGUAUGCCCCCUCCGCCAGGGGGACAUCCGGGGAUGUAUGGUCCCCCGCGCCCAGGCAUGCCCCCCCCGCCUGGUGGGCAAUGAUGAGGGGGAGUGACUGUGGCAGAUGUGCUUGAAUGGAAGAUUCUUGGGGGAGUAGGAUGGUAUUGUUGCUGCGGGGGGGGUGAGUGCACUAGCAUGAUGCAGUGUAGGUUCUGACUGAGGUGAUUGGUUGCUGCAUGGAUGAUUGGUGCUCGUGUCGUUUGUUCACUGACGGUUUGAGAGCUUGACAUCUUGUCUCUUAGAAGAAUGGAAGAAUGGAAGUUGUUUUCACUCAACGUUCCUAGAACCAACCAUGCAUGUGUUAAAUGACCAUGAGUUUCUGCCAUUCCUCCCAGGGGAACGUUGGGGCCAGUGUGCCAAUGCCA
This is a messenger RNA of Closterium sp. NIES-67, 1369 nucleotides long. NCBI's taxonomy places the organism in Eukaryota, Viridiplantae, Streptophyta, Zygnematophyceae, Desmidiales, Closteriaceae. The record is from the annotation of a GenBank genome assembly.